CCCGGAAGGCGGAAGUACACACACAUCGUCCCGAAAGUUUCCGGCUAUGCUGACCCACAAACCUCUCGGCAGCAUCCCGGCGGGGACACUUCAAUAUGGUCUUCCUCACGACGCGACUCUGGCUGCGGAACCGCGUUACUGACCGCUACUUUCGGAUCCAGGAGGUGCUGAAGCAUGCGCGGCACUUUCGCGGGAGGAAGAACCGCUGCUACCGGCUGGCCGUCAGGGCUGUCACCAGGGCCUUCGUGAAAUGCACCCGGGCCCGCAAGCUGAAGAAGCGGAACCUGAGGACCCUUUGGAUUAAUCGCAUCACAGGUGCCUCCCAGGAACAUGGCCUGAAGUACUCAGUGUUUGUUACCAAUUUAAUCAAGUGCCAGGUGGAGCUCAACAGGAAAGUACUUUCGGACCUGGCCAUCUAUGAACCAAAGACUUUUAAAUCUUUGGCUGCUUUGGCCCAACGGAGGCGACAGGAAGGAUUUGCAGCUGCCUUGGGGGAUGGAAAGGAGCCUGAAGGCAUAUUUUCCAGGGUGGUGCAGUACCACUGAGGGCUGCUGCACCGUGGAUCAGGAAAAUGCUUCUUAGGAACAGUGUGCUAUUUACUCAUUAGCUCAUAAACCUGGAUUGUGACUUUAUUUACACUUCAGUGCCAGGCCUGAGAGAAAAGACCCUGUCUUCUCAGUGGACAGAGUCUCAGAAGUGUCUUACAUAGAUUAUGCAUAUAAAGCUUUCACAGUAUU
This is a messenger RNA of Fukomys damarensis (Damara mole-rat), 737 nucleotides long. RefSeq names its product mitochondrial ribosomal protein L20 (gene Mrpl20). Bases 96 to 545 code for a protein of 149 amino acids. NCBI's taxonomy places the organism in Eukaryota, Metazoa, Chordata, Mammalia, Rodentia, Bathyergidae. The record is from RefSeq and is a predicted model, not a curated record. Gene Ontology annotation, cellular component: ribosome. The transcript is spliced from 4 exons. Gene Ontology annotation, biological process: translation; ribosomal large subunit assembly. Gene Ontology annotation, molecular function: structural constituent of ribosome; rRNA binding.